Carlito syrichta (Philippine tarsier) is the source of this 618-nucleotide messenger RNA. RefSeq names its product cardiotrophin 1 (gene CTF1). The coding region runs from base 1 to 618 and encodes 205 amino acids. The record is from RefSeq and is a predicted model, not a curated record. Lineage: Eukaryota; Metazoa; Chordata; Mammalia; Primates; Tarsiidae. The transcript has 3 exons.
AUGCGUGUCUACGUGCACGUGGGUCCCCUCUGCCUACUGACCCUGUUGUUGCCACCCCUCAGUCCGGCAGCCCCCAUCUCUCCAGCUGAGCCCAUCAAUCAAGCCUAUAGUCUGGCCCUCUAUAUGCAGAAAAAUACAUCAACGCUGCUGCAAACUUAUCUCCAGUACCAGGGCAGCCCCUUUAGUGACCCUGGCUUCUCAGCCCCUGAACUCCAGCUCAGCAGCCUGCCACCUGCCGCCGUUUCCUUCAAGACCUGGCAUGCCCUAGAUGAUGAGGAGCGACUGAACCGUGCCCAGGGGGCCUUCCUGGCCUUGACGCAGCACCUCCAGCUUGUGGGGGAUGACCAGAAUGACCUGAAUCCUGGCAGUCCCAUCCUGUUGGCCCAGCUCGGGGCUGCAAGACUCAGGGCCCAAGGCCUGCUAGGCAAUAUGGCUGCCAUCAUGAUUGCCUUGGGGCUGCCUAUCCCUCCAGAAGAGGACACUCUUGGACUUGUCCCCUUUGGGGCCUCAGCCUUUGAGAGGAAAUGUAGAGGAUAUGUAGUGACCCGAGAAUAUGGCCACUGGACAGACCGAGCUGUGAGGGACUUGGCUCUGCUCAAGGCCAAAUAUCCAGCAUAG